AUGUCAGUGUUGUGUUGUGUAACCCCAAGUCCUAUGACCCCGGCGAAUCCGAGCCAGGAUUCAAAGAUGAAGGACAACAAUCCAGGAACUAGUAAAAUGCUAAACAAAAACUGGGUCCUGAAGCGCAAGCGCAGAAAGCUUCCAUGUGGUUCGGAUAUGUCCAGUGGCAGAGAAAGUAAAUCUAAACCCUCAGAAUCUCCAGCAAAUACUUCAUCAGUGCGCAGGCUGAAAAUUCAAACAACUUUUGAACGUACUUCCAGCAAAAAGAAAGGAAAUGAUGGGUAUUAUUAUGAAUGCGUUAUCUGUGAUCUUGGAGGAAACUUGCUGUGUUGUGAUAGCUGUCCCCGAACCUAUCAUCUUCAGUGUCUAGAUCCUCCUCUGAAGCGUAUUCCAACGGGCAAGUGGCAAUGUCCAAACUGUUGUACAAAAGGUGAUUCGCGUGAGCCAAUGAACCAUUUGGAUCAAAUCUCAAAGCGAGCAAGAACAAAAAUUAUCAUUGGAAAAUCUAAAAGUGUAAAUAAAUCGUGUAGCGCUGACAAUGUGUCCCCUAUUUUUGGAAGCCCCAUUCUUGGAAAGAAAAGAUCAUCAGGAAAAGGGAAGUUGUCCUCGUCUUGUCAAGCCCAAUCUGUUGAAAAGAAGCCGGAUUCUUCAUGCAUAGAUGUAUCUUGCAGUGCUAAGCCAAGUCCUCCUUCGCAUGAUGGUUCUGUUGAGGGUAGUUCGUUGUAUGUAGAUGCUGACAUUGAGAAGAAACCUGAAUUGUCUCCAACAGACACUCCUGCAGACGAGAAGUCAAUCUCUCUAGCUGAGGAGGUCUUGUCUUUAUCAAGGACAAAGGAUCUGAAGACAAAUGAAGAAACUUCUGAAAAGAAGUUGGACUUAUCAUGUAAUAAUGGAUCUCCAGGAAAUAAUGUUGCCCCUUUGUUUGGUGCUGCCACCCAGAAAUCCAGAAAAAGAAAGCUUAAGGUACAUAACAGUAACAGUAAAAAGAAACCUAAAGCUGAUAAGGGUAAAUGUGCUUCAGAUGCUUCUAGAAAGCAUACAUCAAGAUCAGAUUCUGCAUGCCCGGGAACUAAUAAGUCAGACAAGAAACGCAAGGCAGUGGACUUUGGGGUUUCUGCAUCUUUGUCAAAGAAGGAUGUUGGGACAGAGAGUGUACAUGUUGAGCUUAGAGACAAGAUUGCUCCUGAUGAAGAAGCACAUAUGUCACAUGAUCUACAUGGGGGAGGAAAAAUUGUAGUUGAAUCAUUGAAUUGCGAAGAAAAUGUUGUUGAUGAAUUUCAACAGGUGGAUCGGGUGCUGGGGUGUCGAGUUCAAGGUGAUACAAAGAACUGUUCAAAGCACAUCUCUCUGACAGAUGCAAAUGACCCGCAGUCAGAUGGUUUACCAACUCUAGACAAUAGGGACAAACUUUCAGAGAGGCAUCCAAGCUGUGAUAUGACGUUAGAUGGGGAAGCUGCCAGUGACUUUGUUAAGGGUCAGGAUAGUACUGUCAGGAAUUCUGAUGGGGGUAAAAACAUUAAGAAUGAUGUGGGAGUGCAUAAGAUACAUGUAUACAAAAGAUCUGUGACCAAAGUAUGUAGAGAAGGGAAUGCCAUAAAUUUAGAGAGGAGAUCUGCUGAGGAUUCCAACUCAAUAGCUGUAAAAGGUAAAAAUCAAGAUGACUCUGUUGCGAGUCCAGAGGUCUUGGUGAAAGCAGCUGAAAGGAUUUCACCAGAAGAGAACACUGAGGUUAGUUUGAGAAGUCAUGGUGAUAGUGAAGUUUCAAAAAAUUGUGAAACCCCUGUGUCUCAUGAAGUUGGGGAAACAAAGGAGGUGGAUAUGGACUUGAGAACGGAUAGUAGUCCUGAAAAACAAAGUAAAGAUCCCAUCUUGGCUGAAUCUGCUUCUUCUCAUGGAGUAACAGUCUCAUAUGAAUUUUUGGUUAAGUGGGUUGGGAAAUCUCAUAUUCACAACAGUUGGAUAUCGGAAACGCAGUUGAAAAUUCUGGCAAAGAGAAAACUAGACAAUUACAAGGCGAAGUAUGGGAGGGCAGUGAUAAAUAUUUGUGAGGAAAGGUGGAAGCUGCCUCAGCGUUUGAUUGCUCUUCGUUCCUCCACAGAUGGUUCUACUGAAGCUUUUGUGAAAUGGACUGGUCUUCCUUAUGAUGAAUGCACUUGGGAAAGUAUAAAUGCACCGGUGAUUUCCAAAGUGUCCCAUCUGGUUGAUUUAUUUAACCAGUUUGAAUGCCAAACAUUGGAAAAGAAUGAUAAUAAGGAUGGUAUAGAAAGGGGAAAGAUUGAUUUUCAGCAAAAUGAGAUAGUUACUCUCACUGAGCAGCCCAAGGAGCUGCAAGGAGGUUCGUUGUUUCCACAUCAGCUUGAAGCAUUGAAUUGGUUGCGUAAAUGCUGGCAUAGAUCAAAAAAUGUAAUACUUGCUGAUGAGAUGGGGCUUGGUAAAACGGUAUCUGCUUGUGCUUUCAUAUCGUCUUUAUAUUUUGAGUUUAAAGCCAAGCAGCCUUGUUUAGUUUUAGUUCCUCUUUCGACUAUGCCUAAUUGGAUGGCUGAGUUUGCAUUAUGGGCUCCUAAGCUGAAUGUCGUGGAGUAUCAUGGGUGUGCAAAAGCAAGAGCUAUAAUUCGCCAGUACGAAUGGCAUGCCAGUGAUCCAAGUGGUUUUGAUAAGAAAACAGAUUGUUAUAAAUUCAAUGUUCUUUUGACUACUUAUGAAAUGGUCCUUGCUGAUUCCUCUCAUCUACGUGGAGUUCCUUGGGAAGUUCUUGUGGUUGAUGAGGGACACCGUCUGAAGAAUUCGAGUAGUAAGCUUUUUAGCUUGCUCAAUACAUUUUCUUUUCAACAUCGUGUACUGUUGACUGGUACUCCCCUUCAAAACAACAUAGGGGAGAUGUUUAACUUGCUGAAUUUCUUGCAGCCAGCUUCAUUCCCUUCUCUGUCUUCAUUUGAGGAGAAGUUUAAUGAUCUCACAACUGCAGAAAAAGUAGAAGAACUGAAGAAACUUGUUGCUCCACAUAUGCUUCGGAGGCUUAAGAAAGAUGCCAUGCAGAAUAUACCCCCUAAGACUGAACGAAUUGUUCCUGUUGAGUUGUCAUCCAUCCAAGCUGAAUACUACCGCGCGAUGCUCACUAAAAACUAUCAGAUUUUGCGUAACAUGGGGAAAGGGGUUGCCCAGCAGUCAAUGCUAAACAUUGUGAUGCAAUUAAGAAAGGUUUGCAACCAUCCGUAUCUCAUACCAGGCACUGAGCCUGAUUCUGGUUCAACGGCGUUUCUGCAUGAAAUGCGUAUAAAAGCAUCAGCCAAGCUGACUCUGCUGCAUUCUAUGCUUAAGGAGUUACAUAAAAAAGGCCAUAGAGUCCUUAUAUUCUCACAGAUGACAAAACUUCUUGAUAUUCUUGAGGACUAUUUGACCAUUGAAUUUGGGCCCAAAACCUUUGAGAGAGUGGAUGGUUCUGUUUCUGUGGCAGAUCGCCAAACAGCAAUUGCAUGUUUUAACCAAGACAAAAGUCGGUUUGUCUUCUUAUUAUCGACACGCUCUUGUGGCCUUGGGAUCAAUUUGGCAACUGCUGACACUGUUAUCAUAUAUGAUUCGGACUUCAACCCGCAUGCAGAUAUUCAAGCAAUGAAUAGGGCACAUCGAAUUGGACAAUCAAAGAGACUUUUGGUGUACAGGCUUGUUGUCCGUGCUAGUGUUGAAGAACGCAUCUUGCAGCUUGCAAAGAAGAAACUGAUGCUUGAUCAGCUUUUCGUGAACAAGUCUGGAUCUCAGAAAGAGGUGGAAGAUAUUUUACGCUGGGGAACUGAACAACUUUUUAGUGAUUUUUCAAGCAUGACUGAAAAAGAUACAGGUGAAAACCAUAGCAACAAAGAUGAAGCAGGUACUGAUGUGGAACAUAAGCAUAAGAAGAGGGCUGGUGGUCUGGGAGAUGUGUACAAGGAUAAAUGUACAGAUGGAAGCACCAAGAUUGUGUGGGAUGAAAAUGCGAUAUUGAAAUUGCUUGACCGCUCAAACCUCCAGUCUGGUUCACCUGAUAAUGCUGAAGGGGAUUCAGAAAAUGAUAUGCUUGGCUCAGUAAAGGUAUGGUAUUAG
This is a messenger RNA of Ilex paraguariensis (yerba mate), 4077 nucleotides long. The record is from the annotation of a GenBank genome assembly. Lineage: Eukaryota; Viridiplantae; Streptophyta; Magnoliopsida; Aquifoliales; Aquifoliaceae.